CUUUGCGACCUCGACAGUGUUAGCCUCGUCUGAUCCUUGAUCCUCGCUCUGGACAUGGCUGGACCAUCUUUCAAAGGACCGACCUUUUUCGCCCCUGCAUCAAAGUUGCCGCGAAUCAUUUCAGUAGGGCAUACCGACAAUUCUACCCCGAGUAUGAGCUUUCAGGCGCAGAUAUGAAGAACUUGCUUGACCUCACGCAAGCCAUGUUCAUUCGACUACAACACCAUAACAGGCUCAGCAUUAAAGUGUUGGCGCAGAACUUGAGCGGUUCACCAGAUACGGAGAUCGAUCAUCUGGCCAGGAAGAUUGACCGCAAGAAUGUCUUGAAGAGGACAUGCGCAGAUGAUAUUAUCACGAUGCCGAUUCGCUUCACUACUGUGCACUGCUUGCACAAGGAAACUAUUACCCCGGUACGCCAGAGGCUGAGUGAACGAAUGGCGCAAAAUGUGGAAUGGAGAUGGGCGGGUCCUGAGGAAAGUAUUGUGGUCUUUGCGGAGGAAAGAGCAAGGCUCCGCCCAGUACCUAGCUUUCCUGGUACCCUGGGAAAAGUGGAAAAAUACUGCUAGGUUGGUGGUGUUAUUGUAUAUUGCGACUUUUCUUGCAUACUCGUUCCAUACUUUGAAUUGGAGGCUCUCCUAGCAUUACACGUCCUUUUACAACCCAAAAUAAUAUGCUACCUUGGGCACGACACCCUUAACAUAGUUUUGAUGGUGGUAGUACUUUGC
Molecule: messenger RNA, 725 nt
Organism: Cucurbitaria berberidis CBS 394.84
Lineage: Eukaryota; Fungi; Ascomycota; Dothideomycetes; Pleosporales; Cucurbitariaceae
Exons: 1
Coding region: 174-566 (130 amino acids)
Source: RefSeq, a predicted model, not a curated record